Messenger RNA from Silurus meridionalis, 2434 nucleotides. RefSeq names its product CTD (carboxy-terminal domain, RNA polymerase II, polypeptide A) small phosphatase-like a (gene ctdspla). Lineage: Eukaryota; Metazoa; Chordata; Actinopteri; Siluriformes; Siluridae. The record is from RefSeq and is a predicted model, not a curated record. Bases 119 to 949 code for a protein of 276 amino acids. The transcript has 8 exons. Gene Ontology annotation, molecular function: RNA polymerase II CTD heptapeptide repeat phosphatase activity.
GACAGUCUUGGCUAGCUCGCUAGCAGGCAGGGCUAGCUGCUAUAUAUUCCAGUGAAGAAGAAGGCGACUGAAAGCAAGGACUUGCUCUCGGAAAUAACCAGAAAAUAAUUCGGUUUCCAUGGACAACACGUCCAUCAUUACCCAGGUAGCAAAUCCAAAGGAGGAGGAAAUAAUUUCUUCGAGCCAAGAAAAAGUUUCGCAGUCGAAUAGCAGCUUAAAGAAGCACCGGAGCAGGAGCAUCUUCAGCCCGUUUUUCUGCUGCUUCCGUAACUACAAUGUGGACCCUCCACUUCAGAACAACAAGACGUGUUCGCUGCCUCCACCUACCGAGGAGAACGUCGGCUCUACUAAGUGUGAUCAGGUCCAGGUCAUCCCUAUCCCCAGUUCUCCUGCCAAAUACCUCCUACCUGAAGUCAGCAUCACAGACUACGGCAAGAACUGUGUGGUGAUCGACCUUGAUGAGACCCUGGUGCACAGCUCCUUUAAGCCCAUCAGCAAUGCAGAUUUUAUCGUUCCUGUGGAAAUCGAUGGAACAGUCCAUCAGGUCUACGUGUUGAAGAGACCCCAUGUGGACGAGUUUCUGCAGAAGAUGGGGGAACUGUUCGAAUGUGUGCUCUUCACAGCCAGCUUAGCUAAGUAUGCUGACCCCGUGGCAGAUCUGCUGGAUCAGUGGGGUGUGUUUCGUACGCGCCUCUUCAGGGAAUCCUGCGUGUUUCACAGAGGGAACUACGUUAAAGACCUCAGCCGGCUGGGCCGACAACUCAGCAAAGUCAUCAUCGUGGACAACUCGCCCGCCUCGUACAUCUUCCACCCAGAGAACGCCGUCCCGGUGCAGUCAUGGUUUGACGACAUGACAGACACGGAGCUGCUGGACUUGCUGCCUCUGUUUGAGGGUCUGAGCCGAGAGCAGGAAGUUUACAGCGUGUUACAGAGCCUGAGGGCCAGGUAGCACCGGCACACUGUUGAAACACACAGGCUGCGCAGCUUCUACCAGAUACUCACUCUCUGGCAACGCUGAUCAGGCGAAGCUAUGGCCUCUAGACGGCGCUACUGUCUCACACAAGGGAUAAAGGAUGGACUUCACGCACCUCCAGUGGAGAAAUGUUUAGUGUGGUCUGACCGAAGUGUAUGGGAUGCUGUGCCACCCAGAGACAAGUGCACAGAAAAUAUAGUGUAUAUAGCCUAUGUUUUUAGACGAAGAACAUCUGUAUUUAGUGCCUGUCAAAAGUUUGGAAACACUUUUAUGGUUAUGGAGAGAGACAUGCAUGAUCCUUUAAUUUACUUACAAUUUCAUUUUAAAGAUUUGAAUACAUUUUUGCCACCUUAGGCAGAAGGUUCAGGAUUAAACACAUGUAUAUGUCAAGCUCCACUUUACAAGAUUCUGUUUUAUAAUUUAGAAAUGUUAUUUAAAUACAUACAUACAUACAUACAAUCAAUUAUUAUAUACAUCUGUAGUGUGAGACAGGAAUACUAACCCAACAUGGCUGCCAUUCCAUACUUCAACACCAUGCAAUUCCGUCUGGACUGCAGCUCAUUAAAAAGCGACUUCACCAUUCAAGACAAAGACCUGAAGCGUACGUCCAAGCUCCGUAAUUUAGAGAGCAAACAGUCUUUCAUGGAAUCAUGGACUGGCCUGCCCAGUUACGCCCCUAAAUCCUAUUGAACUGCUCUGGGAUCAACUGGAUCACAAGGUCAGAAAGAAACCUUCAAUGGCCAAGUAUUUCACCUGAACGUUUGGAGAAACGAACUGUCCGGAGUGUGUAAAGCUGUAUUUCGUGCUAUGGUAGGAAUUUUUGAAUGGAAAUAAAGUGGAACAUCUGUACAUUUAUUCAUUUGUUUGGUGAAAGUAAAUCUGUAUACCAUAAACAUGCAGGUGUCUCUCAAAAACUAUAAAAUACUCUGUAUUUCCACACUUUUGACAGGCACUAUAUAUCAGAAAACAAGAAGAAAGAUUGCAGAAGGUAUAUAGAUAUAUGAUAUAGAAGAUUUGGAAGACGCUGUAACGACUCAACCCUUCACCUCACGCUAUGCAUAAAAAGUGCCUUUGGAACAUUUUUUACAAACAUAUAUAAGCGACAUUUUUAUAUGCUGCGUAUUUCCGGACCUUUAAAUGAAUAUUUGCUGUAAACCUGAGUGAACAGACGAGCCUUUAUUUUAACAAUGUUUGUUUAUUUUUUCCCAGUGAUUUCCUUUCCAGCCUCCAUUGAGCUAAAUGAACUGUGUAUCGAUAAAAACAAACCUAUCUCUGGUUUUAUUUUUGUUAGAAAAAAAAACAGAACAAAAAAUCAUAGAAGCAUUGUGUUGAAAAAAUACUGAUUAGCAUCUCAAUGCAAUUUGAGGAAAUGACAUGGAAAUUGUUAAAUCAGUACUUGAAUACAGUACAGUAUGAGCAUUUAUGAGCAUUUAUCAAAAUCAAAAUAAACAUUUCAGUCGA